AUCAGAUGGGAGCAGCGUGAGCAUGUGCUCGCUGGAGGAGGAGGAGGCGGCGAUGGAGGAAGAGGGGGAGGAGGAGACGGGAGCUGAGAGCUCUGCCUGCCUCUCAGGGGAGCAUCUCUUCCCCAUGGAGCAUUCUCCAUCAAUGAACUCAACGGUGGUGGAUGGAGACGAGCUGGAGGACCACCGGCCCCUCCUGCCACCGAGGAUGGUCGCCCCACCUCAGGCCUACUCGCCCCAAUGUGGGAUACAUCACACAGUCCAGACACCCAUCGACCACACCGCAUGGCUGGACAGAACCCAGGCCCUGGCUACCACGCCUUUGUACAACGGCCACCUCUACGUCACUGCGACGCCUCGAUCCAACAGGAGGAGAGAGAAAACCAAGGGCAAAGAGAAAAAAUGCGAGAAACGGCCGCAAAAUCCAGGCGUGAACGAGCGCAAUCACCAGAGCAAAACUAAAACUCUGAGCGCAAACAGACUCCAGGAGACGGUUACGUCCUUCACCGACGUGCCCAUGUCCCCGUGUGGAUCGCCCUUCAAGGGCCACAGCAGGUCCAACCUGGAUCUCAGGGAUGUUGACGGUCGAGGGUACCGCAAGCCGGGCAACGUUUCUCUGGAGAUGCACGACCGCCAGAGCCUCCCAGAGAUCAUCAUCACCAGCAAGGACGACAACCUCCAGCAGCAGCAGCAGCACAAGCACAAGGCGCUGCAAUACCACCAGCACCCGGGGGAGGCCAAGGGGCCGCUGCCAGGGGCCAAGCGUUUCACCAGGAGCCCCAGCCCCAGUCCUCAGCACAGCCCCAAACGCAAGGAAGACGCCAAGAAGGACUCGUACUCGCGGACGCACAACAUCGGCUGGCGGCUGGUCCGCAGGAGGUCCCUGUUCCUGAGGAGGCAGCGGCUGAACGACUGCGCCCUGGCGGUGGGGCUGUUCGGCGUGGUCAUGAUGGUGAUGGAGACGGAGCUGUCCUGGAGCAUCUACAGCAAGAGCUCCAUCUACUCGCUAUGCUUCAAGUCAGUCAUCAGUUUUUCUACGCUCAUCCUGUUGGGCCUCAUUGUGGCGUACCACUGCUGUGAGGUGCAGCUCUACGUUCAUGACAUUGGUGCAGAGGACUGGAGAAUAGCCAUGACCACCGACCGCUUCGCCCUGAUCGUCUUGGAGCUCUUCAUAGUGGCCAUCCAUCCUUAUCCGGUGGGAAUAGUGGCAUACUUCCAGAAGACCAAAGUCCGCACAACCCUCUCUGAGACCGAGCUGGAGAUCAUGCUGGCUUUGCCCAUGUUUCUGAGACUGUACCUGCUAGGUCGGGCCAUGAUGCUGCACAGCCGCCUYUUCACGGACACGGCCUCCCGAAGCAUCGGRGCCCUGAACAAGAUCCACUUCAACACCCGCUUUGUGGGGAAAACGUUGAUGACCACCUAUCCUGGCACUGUCCUGAUGAUUUUCAGUGUUUCUCUGUGGAUUGUGGCAGCGUGGGGCCUGCAUGUGUGUGAGAGGCACCACAAUUACAGAGACCUCAGCAGCAACUACAUGGAGGCCCUGUGGAUGGUCUCCGUCACCUUCCUGUCCAUCGGUUACGGAGACGUGGUCCCUCACACUUACUGCGGCCGCAGCAUCUGCCUCCUCACUGGGAUCAUGGGGGCGGGAUGCACGGUCCUGGUGGUGGCGGUGGUGGCCAGGAAGCUGGAGUUGACCCGAGCUGAGAAGCACGUCCACAACUUCAUGAUGGACUCUCACAUCUCCAAGAGGAUAAAAAUUGCAGCAGCGAAUGUGCUGAGAGAGACUUGGCUCAUCUACAAGCACACUAAGCUGUCAAGAGAAAGAGACAACACCAGAGUCCGCAUGCACCAGAGGAAGCUGCUGCUGGCCAUCCACCAGUUACGGAGAGUGAAGAUGGAGAAGAGGAUCCUUGCAGAUCAGGGGAACACGCUCGUUGACCUCUGCAAGAUGCAGAGCCUGAUGUACGACGUGCUGGCGGAGGUGCAGGGCUGCAGGGGGGAGCUGAACUCAAACAUCAGCAGCCUGGUGAAGAACGUGGAGGAGCUGAGGGAGGGCUUCCGGUGCCUGAUGCCGCUGCUGUCCAGCACGCUGUCCACGCAGAACUCCUCCAUCCGCCACCUGCUGAGGGAGCGGGAGGAGAAGAGCGAGUGUGUGAGCGGAGCAGAGGGGUAGAAAGGCGCAGUGGGGAGGAGGAGAACCCGGUUUCAGGAGGUUUCUAUUGAAAAUUGGACAGGUUUGUACUGAUGUGCAUACAACUAUAUAUAUAUAUAUAUAUAUAUAUAUAAAACAUAAUGUAGCAGAAAUACGAACACAUGUAGAAAUUUGUCCCAGCUCACUUCUUCUCAAGGUAUUUCUCCUGGACUAACACAAAACGUUUCACUGAUAUUAAACUAGAUUUGCAAUAUAUUAAAGUCUAAUGGUGCGUUCACAACAAACGCGCCUGACGCUUCAAGUUCAACGCGUGUGCACUUUUGGUGCGUUCACACCAAUCGCGUUUUGAGCGUCAGGCACAUGUGUUUUCCAUUCAGUCUAUGUGGAGCGUCGGACGCGUUGGAGGCUCUUGACGCUUCAUACGCUGGAAACUGUUCAAAUUCCGCCACGCUAAAAGCUCGAAACACGCUAAAACGGCCCUCCACGCGCCUCUACAUAGGCUAAGUUUACACUGCAGCCUAAAGUGACCUAAUUCAGAUUUUUUGCCGUGGCCAUUCACACUUCCAAAUAAAUGCGACCUGUAUGUGUUCUCCAGUGAA
This is a messenger RNA of Poecilia reticulata (guppy), 2748 nucleotides long. RefSeq names its product small conductance calcium-activated potassium channel protein 1-like. NCBI's taxonomy places the organism in Eukaryota, Metazoa, Chordata, Actinopteri, Cyprinodontiformes, Poeciliidae. The record is from RefSeq and is a predicted model, not a curated record. Gene Ontology annotation, molecular function: calmodulin binding; small conductance calcium-activated potassium channel activity. Gene Ontology annotation, cellular component: membrane. Gene Ontology annotation, biological process: potassium ion transport.